AUAUAGCCGAAACUAAUGACAAUCCUAGUACUACUCUUGCAAGCCUUAGGUGAUAUGAUUAUGAACAACUUGCAUUUCCCUAGCCGGUUUCUGAACAUUACAUAUUCUAUGCAGGUGACUGAUGUCACUGUGGAGUUGGUGGAAGGAGAUGCUAGGAAUGUUCUCUGUGACGCUGUUGACAGGCACCAUGCAUCCGUCUUGGUUGUCGGUAGUCAUGGCUAUGGAGCCAUAAAAAGGGCGGUUCUUGGAAGCGUAAGUGACUAUUGUGCUCAUCACGCUCACUGCAGCGUGAUGAUUGUGAAGAAGCCUAAAACAAAACAUUGAGCUGAGUGAGCCUCCUCCUAUCCUAUCUAUGGCGUUUCGUGGUGGCAGUAUUUUACGAUACUUAUAAUAAAUUCGACCAUUUGUGAGUUGUAAGGUUAUAUACUAGUGGUUAUAGUUUGAUUGUUCAAACUUCAAAGUAUGGUAUGUAUUAUUAUUGUAAGGUACAAAGUUGAAGCUUAAACUUUCGUAUAACGAGUGAUGUAUCCGUAUAAAUACCAGUUUAGUUUACCAAAA
This is a messenger RNA of Prunus persica (peach), 558 nucleotides long. RefSeq names its product universal stress protein A-like protein. Bases 16 to 324 code for a protein of 102 amino acids. The record is from RefSeq and is a predicted model, not a curated record. NCBI's taxonomy places the organism in Eukaryota, Viridiplantae, Streptophyta, Magnoliopsida, Rosales, Rosaceae. The transcript has 2 exons.